Molecule: messenger RNA, 1608 nt
Organism: Epithele typhae
Lineage: Eukaryota; Fungi; Basidiomycota; Agaricomycetes; Polyporales; Epitheliaceae
Product: Hydroxyethylthiazole kinase
Exons: 10
Coding region: 1-1608 (535 amino acids)
Biological process (GO): thiamine biosynthetic process
Cellular component (GO): cytoplasm
Molecular function (GO): magnesium ion binding; thiamine-phosphate diphosphorylase activity; ATP binding
Source: RefSeq, a predicted model, not a curated record
AUGAGUGAGGAUAAACCGGUGUUGGACUAUUCGGUCUAUCUGGUUACGGGAAGAGAACUGCUGCCAACAGGAAAGACCUAUCUUGAAUCGUUGGAAGAGUCUCUUAUAGGAGGCGUUACGUUGGUGCAGGUUCGGGAGAAACAGGUUGACACGGGCGAGUUCAUCCGAAUCGCACAAGCCACAAAGGAAGUCUGUCGAAGACACCAAGUCCCUGUCCUCAUCAACGAUCGCAUAGAUGUUGCCCUUGCGAUCGGAGCAGAUGGCGUUCACAUAGGCCAGUCCGACAUGCCCGUGAGCAUCGCCCGAAAGCUCCUGCCCCCCAAUGCGAUCAUUGGGAUGACCUGCAACACGUCUGAACAUGUCCAGCAAGCCAUCAAGGAUGGUGUCGACUACAUCGGUCUAGGUCCUGUUUGGCCCACGACUACGAAGAAGGACGCCCAGGGAGCUGUAGGUGUGCGAGGCAUAGGAGCUAUGUUGGAGAUCCUUGAGACCGUCCCGGAGGGUCGGGGAAUCAGAGCCGUUUCGAUCGGAGGCAUCAAAUCAACCAACGCGUUGCACUGUCUCCACGGGUCCGUAUCGCCAUCGGGCCGCAUAUUGGACGGACUUGCCGUUGUCAGCGACAUCGUGGCUUCCAAUGACCCACGUGCAGCUGCGAACAGGAUUGCAUCCGUUGUCCAGGCAUUCAAGACGAACCCAAUCACUACCUUUUCCUAUGCACCUUCGGCCUACCAGCCAGCCUCCAUCAAGCACGCCGUGGGCGAGUUGCUCUCUGUCGUAAGGCAGCACUCGCCCCUCAUUCAUCAGAUAACCAACAACGUCGUCACCACGCAAUCUGCCAAUGCCACUAUCGCCCUCGGCGCGUCGCCCAUAAUGGCCACCGCCCCGGAGGAGAUGGCAGACCUCAGCGCCGCCGCCGGCGCGCUGCUCGUCAACUUCGGCACGAUACAGAACCUCGACGGCAUGCUCUCCGCAGGCCGCAACUACAACUUGCGCCGCAAGCCCGUCGUGUUCGAUCCUGUCGGCGUGGGCGCGACUGCGUUCCGCAAGUCCUCGGCCGCCGCCCUCCUCGACGCAUGGCAGGCAACGGUCAUCAAAGGCAACGCCGGCGAGCUCGCUGCGCUCGCGAACUGGGCUGAGGUUGAGGCGAAGGGGGUCGACAGUGUGGGCAAAGGCUUCGCGGACCCGGCGGGCUUCGUGCGCCAUCUCGCGAAGAAGCAGCGCGCGAUCGCAGUGCUCACCGGCAAGGACGACUACAUCUCCGACGGCGACCGUGUUGUGCGGCUGUCCAACGGGCACCCCCUCUUAGGGGAGAUCACAGGCUCCGGGUGCAUGGUCGGUACCGCCGUCGCCACGUUCUGCGCGGCCGCCAGCAUCGCCGCGAUGAACAGCCGUGCGCCCGAUGCUCCUGAGGAUGCUCAAAUUGCGCGCGGCGACAUGUUCACCGCCGCCGUUGGGGGGGUGCUUGCCAUCACCAUAGCAUCUGAGCUUGCUGCGGCUAAAUCCGACAUCGUCCGAGGAAGCGGGACGUUCCUCCCGGCUCUCAUAGACGAGCUAGGUGCGCUUACCCCCGAGAAGAUUGUUAUUCAUGCCAAGGUGGAGGUGAUGUGA